AAUGUCAUUGACCCAUUUUAUCACACGUAGAGUAUCUAAUUGGAUUAUAUUUAAUAAAAUUAUAAAUUGUUAAGUUAACAUUCCGUAAAUAACUCAUAAAUUAGUCUCUACGAUGUGGCUGGACGAAGUGGAUGGUUUUGCAGAGAUAUUUAAGGGGUAUUUACCCUACUAUUUGCUUGUUGCUCUGCCUAUAUUUAUUAUCAUGUCUCCAGUAAAUCCAGUGGCAGCAUCACACGAAUUUUCUGUAUAUAGAAUGCAACAAUACGACCUCCACUCCGUACCCCAUGGAUGUCGGAGUUCUAGCUUCAACCUGGAAGGCCGUUCGCUGACAUCAUGGAGCACGGCCCGGCACUGUGUUGUGGCCCGCUUACAGGAUAUCACAAUUGAACAGUUUAUGGAGAUUAGGAGUAAAUCUCCUGCGCUUUUGCUUGUGCUGCCUAAAAAUAAUACUGAAUUGACAGUUGAACAAAAAGAGCACAUCCAGCUCCUGGAAAUGGCGAUGAUCCAACAAGAAAUGUUAGCUCCCGUUUACUUUGCUAAAUGGUCUCCUGAGUUUGAGGAUAUCCUGGAUGACCUUCAGCACAGCUUCAUAACUGAUGACAAAUCUGGUACAUUUGACAGACUCGUUUCCAUUCCAGUGGUAACAGCACCGGCUCCACAGAAACUGGACUCAAAGCCGGUGACGCUGCAUGGCAAGCUGGUGGGCAGGUCAGAAGCACGGACUAUAGUUAUUGCAGCACAUUAUGACGCAGCCGGACUUGUGCCUGAGUUAGCACAAGGUGCGGAUUCAAAUGCGUCAGGUGCAGUAGCAGUUCUAGAAUUGGCUAGAAUCUUCUCGCGUUUGUACUCGAGUGUAGCUGUUCGUGGUGCACCCUCGUUGCUGUUCGUGUUGACCUCUGUUGGACAUUCGCUCAACUAUUUUGCUACAAAGAAGUGGCUGGAGGAACAAUUGGAUGUUACUGAUGCUUCGUUACUGCAGGAUGUAUCCUUCGUGCUGUGCCUGGAUUCAAUAUCAUCAGAGAAUCUGAACCUGCAUGUAUCUAAGCCUCCGAAAGCUGGCGGCGCGGCGCACUCGCUACGUGCACGACUCAACGUGCCCGUCGUGCAUAAGAAGAUCAACCUGGCAGACGAACUCCUGGCCUGGCAUCAUGAGAGGUUCAGCAUAAGACGGAUGACUGCGUUUACACUUAGUUCAUUACAGAGUCACAAAGAGCCAGCUCGCAACACGAUCCUGGAUACUCCAUCAGAGGAAUCAUUGAAGCACCUCGUGAACAACAUCAAGGUGACCGCACGCGCGCUCGCCUCACAUAUAUACAACCUCACGGAUGAGGUCAACGAUGAGGAUGCAGCCUUGUACGAUGACGCUCUCGAUGUAGACGAAGCUGCGGUCAGACACUGGUAUGAAUAUCUGUCGUCGCAGCCUCGCGCGCCGCAUCUCAUCACAACGACCCCACAAAAUUCAGGUGUGACAGGAGCGCUGGAGAAGGCUCUGUCCCGCUACGUGGACGUGACGAUGAGCACGCACACAGUGGACAAGCGGGAGCCGGAGUACGUGCUGUACUCGCCGCUCAGAAAUCUACUAUAUGUGUACAGCGUGAAACCAGCAGUGUUCGAUCUCAUCUUAACUCUAGCGAUAGUUGCAUAUUUAAGUUUAGUAUAUUUCGCUAUACAAAUGUUCCCAAAGUUUUACGAAGAAUAUGCUAAAUUUGUAACGGGCAAGGCUAAAGUUUAUUAGUUUUAUAAAUACUGUGUGCGAUUUUGAACUCUAUUUGAUUGGGAUAAGGUUGUUUUAUCAUUCGCAAAUAUUAAAAGACAAUGAUUAGAAAUUAAGCAUUUUUUUGUGAUUAUCGUAUUAUUAACAAGGUUAUUUGUUGACAGUAGGCUUCCAUUGAUUGAAUUGUCUUUUUCAUAUUUAUCUCUUACUUAAUUCCUUUCUUUACCUUUUUUUACUUGGAUUAAGGCAAUGUGUUCAAUUCAGCUUCAAUAUCGCACACAGAGAAAUAUAUUAUAAGAGUUGAACAAUGUUUAUUUAAUUUUAGUGAAUUUGUAAUUAUACAGUUGAUCCAAUUAAAAAAACUAACUUUUUCACCCCAAGUAAAGAGAAGGCUAAACUAUCCAAUACUGUAUUUUGUAGUACACUUUAUUAAAAAUCUAAUACUCUUUAGAUUUGGGCUUUGACAUAGUAUUUUCAGUUUCUAAAUCUGUUAUUAUAGAUAUUUUAUGAAAGAUGAUAGAAAAUAGUUGUGGUCCAAAGUUGGUACCUUGAGGGACUCUAGAUAAUUUGUCUUCAAAUUUGUUACUCGUGUUUAUUAUUUUGUUUAAAAUUUAUUGCAUGCACUUUAAAUUUCUAAAUAAAGUACAAACUACGUACUUUUAUUUGUUUUUAUAUCUAUUUAUUUAUGAAAAAUCAUGAUUGACCAUAUCAAAAGCUUACGUCAAAUCCAACGGUAGUAAAACCUAUAUAAAAUAAAUUUCAAUAGGUUAGAGUCAUUAUUCUGACAGACGACAUCAUAAGCAAGAAACUUUGGUUAAAGAUAAACCUCUAUAAGUUAGAAAAAUAUCCUUUGGAGUCUCACUUAUCCUCAUUUGAUUAUAAUUUAUUGCAUCAACUGUACAUUUACAUACAUUUGUUACAGCAUCAAAGAAAUACAAACUCAAAUCCGAGUCAUAGAUACGAGUUUUUUUUAAUUCGUAAAUAAUUAAGGCAAAUAAAUGGUUAUUAAUUAAGGUAAAAAAAAGCAAUAUGAUUUGAAUGCAUCGGAUGAAUUUUGGUAAAAUCUUUCUGUAAAUAAAACUUGUAUAUUUUUUUGUUAUUUCGCCGUCCUCUCUCCAAGUUCCUUUGACAGUAAAGUAUAUAACUUCCACAUCAAUAUAACAGUAAAUAUGUGAGAUGCUCACUUAAGUUUUAAGUUGUGUGGAUAUAACUUAAGUUUAAGUUAUUACGAACAAUAUGUUCCGCUUAUUUAUCAACUAGCUAGUAUUCAACAAAAUCUUUGUGAAUUAUUAAUUUUGCUUUUCAAUAUUUCAUGCAAUGUCACUUUAUUUCUUUUUAAAUAUGUCUUAUUAUAAUUACAUUAUUUAAUUUACCAAAAUAAAUUAAUAUAUUUCUGUUUUACUUAAUUUAGUAUACACGAAGCAUAAUAAUUCACUCUUUAGUUUUUUAUUUUUUGUAUGAAUACAUUUUUUCUUGUAAUUUGAAUAUUCCAAUGAACUUCACAGAUGUAGAUUUUUUUUGUAUUAAAAAUUCUUAGUCGAUUGAAGAAUGCACUUAUUUUAAGUCAUUUCAUAUGAGCUAUAAAAAUAUAGGGUAGGAAUGUUCUUUUUUUAAGUCGCUUUUAGACAGUGUUGCCAGAAAUGUGUAGCUUUAACCGUCAGAUUGUAAACGUCAGAUUAUAAAGAUAUUGAUUUGUCAAAUUUUAUUUUAUCUGUACGGAUUACAAAUUGUCUAUUGUAAUGGUUAUGGAAUUUAACAAUUUGACGGUGACAUAGCUACAAAGUUACCAUAUGCCACAGUGUUAUGUGUUUGGCAAUUUUUUUUAUAUAAUUGUAUUAUUUCUUUGUCCUUUAAUUAUUAUUUGAGUUUGCAUUGUCUCAAAUACUGAUACAAAAUCAUAUUUAAUAAAUAAAUUAGUUAACGGUCUUACGGUGAGGAAAAACAUCGUGAUGCUGCACAUAUCUGAAGAAAUUCAAAGAUAUGUGUGAAUUCAACCCGCAUUAGCCCAGCAUUGACUAUGGUCUAGUCACUGACAUAGGGCAGCCCUGAGCCCCUCAGUGUGGAUGUAUAGUGAGCUGAUGAUGAAAGAAAUUGGUAAACAAAAUAUUUUGUAGAUGUAUUGUUCAAUGUAAACUCUUACAAGUACAUUUUGCGCUGAUUGUUGAAUGUAUAAAAUAUGUACAUUGCAUGGAAUUGAAAUAAACCUUUUUUUUCUGACUUUA
Molecule: messenger RNA, 3936 nt
Organism: Papilio xuthus (Asian swallowtail)
Lineage: Eukaryota; Metazoa; Arthropoda; Insecta; Lepidoptera; Papilionidae
Product: nicalin-1
Exons: 10
Coding region: 113-1735 (540 amino acids)
Biological process (GO): regulation of signal transduction
Cellular component (GO): membrane
Source: RefSeq, a predicted model, not a curated record